Messenger RNA from Musa acuminata AAA Group (dessert banana), 1392 nucleotides. RefSeq names its product protein EMBRYO DEFECTIVE 514-like. Lineage: Eukaryota; Viridiplantae; Streptophyta; Magnoliopsida; Zingiberales; Musaceae. The record is from RefSeq and is a predicted model, not a curated record. The coding region runs from base 104 to 529 and encodes 141 amino acids. The transcript is spliced from 2 exons. Gene Ontology annotation, cellular component: chloroplast; nucleus. Gene Ontology annotation, biological process: nucleologenesis; chloroplast rRNA processing; chloroplast organization.
CCGGCCGGACGGCCGCCCCCUGAAACCCGGUUAGGGUUAGUGUUUGAUCAAUUGAACCUACGAGCUGGAGCCUCCGCCGAUCGCGGAGCUCUUCUCUUCGAUCAUGGGGGACGAGCACGCAGAGAAGCCCCAGGUCCCCGAGGGAGGCGGGCUUGUGGCCGAGGAGGUUCCGUCCGAGAGCGGAAGCGGCACUGAGAAAAGGGGACGGGAAGAGGACGACGAGGAGGACUGUGGUUUGAAGAGACAGAAGGUGGAGGGGUCUUGGGAAGAAGAAAAGACGGAUGGAGUUGACGGAAAGAGGGAAGGUGGAGGCGAUCUGGAGGUGAGCGGGUGUGGGGACGGGAGGGAAUCGGAGGCAGCGAAUGUCGGGCCGAAGGGAUUUAAGUCGUCCGUGGAGAUGUUUGAGUACUUCUUGAAACUUCUCCGUUCCUGGUCGCCCGAUCUGGAUAUCAACAAGUAUGAGCACAUGGUACUGCUGGACUUGUUGAAGAAGGGGCAUCCUGAACCUGCUAAGAAGAUUGGAGCAUGAAUUGAGGCAUUCCAGGUGCGGAACCACCCAACAUUUAAAAGUCGAUGUUUCUUCCUUGUUCGGGCUGAUGGAACUAGUGAUGAUUUUAGCUUCUGUAAAUGUGUGGAUAUGAUACUCCCGAUGCCUGACCAUUUGAAAGCCCAGUCAACUUCAGAUAAUGGUAGGGUUUUUUAUCACAAAAGAGGCAGCCAUCCAAGGGGAGGUGGCAGAAGCCGUGGUAGAGGCUAUGGAAAGAGAGGUAGUUCUGGGAAAUGAAUCAUAUAUUUUUUGCUUCUUUUCUUUGAAGUAAAAAAUAUCAUAUGAUCUAAUUUCCCUAAAAGGACCGUUUAUGGCGCAUGUGUUGAGUUCUAUAUAGUUUUGCUAAAAGGACCGCACAUGCGUUAAGUUCUAUAUAACAGAACAGAAAACAUCUUUCUAUUUUGUAUGGAUUUUAUUUAUGACAUGUCAUGCAUAAUUUUGAUAUCAAUGUCCGAAAUUUUGGUUUGUGUUACAUUUUCAUAAUCUCUUUACAUGGUCGAUACCUUUUCUGUUUGAUAUUGCUGUAUGUUGUAUCAUCAAGAGCAAUUAUAGCCAUUUGGAAUCUUCUCAAUGUUGAACAGGUUAUAAACAAAAGACAUUAUCCUUUAGAAAUUGGAUGGUGAUAGACACCCUUAAUGUCUCUAAAUCUGAUCUCUAUGUUUGUUGGUAGUGCUAAACUCCUUGUGUCCGUCCACAUGGUCAUGUGCAUGACUGGAACUGGAUGUCAUUUUAAGUUCACAGGAUUCUACAUGGCUUUCUGCUACUGAUUGCUUCCUUUUGCUUCCAGGAUCUAGUGGUGUUUGAGAGCUAUAGCAGUAUCAGAUUAAUGUGCAGUCUCCAAUGAA